Cygnus olor (mute swan) is the source of this 1893-nucleotide messenger RNA. RefSeq names its product fascin actin-bundling protein 1 (gene FSCN1). Gene Ontology annotation, biological process: establishment or maintenance of cell polarity; cell migration; actin filament bundle assembly. Lineage: Eukaryota; Metazoa; Chordata; Aves; Anseriformes; Anatidae. Gene Ontology annotation, molecular function: actin filament binding; protein-macromolecule adaptor activity. The transcript is spliced from 5 exons. Gene Ontology annotation, cellular component: growth cone; filopodium; ruffle. Bases 60 to 1532 code for a protein of 490 amino acids. The record is from RefSeq and is a predicted model, not a curated record.
CGGGGCCAUAUAAAAGGCGGCGUUGGGGCGGCAGCGGCGGCAGCAGCGGCGGCGGCAGGAUGACGGCGAACGGGACGGCGGAGCCGGUGCAGAUCCAGUUCGGGCUGAUCAACUGCAGCAACAAGUACCUGACGGCCGAGGCCUUCGGCUUCAAGGUGAACGCCUCGGCCGCCAGCAUGAAGAAGAAGCAGAUCUGGACGCUGGAGCAGGACGGCGAGGACUCCAGCGCCGUGCUCCUCAAGAGCCACCUGGGCCGCUACCUGGCGGCCGACAAGGACGGCCGGGUGAGCUGCGACAGCGAGGAGCCGGGCCCCGACUGCCGCUUCCUCGUGGUGGCCCACGGCGACGGGCGCUGGUCGCUGCAGUCCGAGCCGCACCGCCGCUUCUUCGGCGGCACCGAGGACCGCCUGUCGUGCUUCGCCCCCGCCGUCUCGGCGGCCGAGAAGUGGAGCGUGCACCUGGCCAUGCACCCGCAGGCCAACCUCUACAGCCUGGCCCGCAAGCGCUACGCCCACCUGGGGCCUCGCCGCGACGAGCUGGCCGUGGACCGCGACGUGCCGUGGGGCGUGGACGCGCUCAUCACCCUGCUCUUCGUGGAGCAGCGCUACAGCCUGCAGAGCUGCGACCACCGCCUGCUGCGCUGCGACGGCCGCCUCGUCCCCGCCGCCGAGCCCGGCACCGCCUUCACGCUGGAGUUCCGCUGCGGGAAGGUGGCUUUCCGCGACGGCGAGGGACGCUACCUCGCCCCGUCGGGGCCCAGCGGCACCCUGAAGGCGGGCAAGAGCAGCAAGGUGGGGAAGGACGAGCUCUUCGCCCUGGAGCAGAGCUGCCCGCAGGUCGUGCUGCGCGCCGGGAACGACCGCAACGUCUCCACCCGGCAAGGGAUGGACCUCUCGGCCAACCAAGACGAGGAGGGCGACCAGGAGACCUACCAGCUGGAGAUCAACAAGGACACCAAGAAAUGCGCCUUCAGGACCUACACGGGCAAGUACUGGACCCUCACCUCCAACGGGGGCAUCCAGUCCACCGCCUCCACAAAGAACGCGAGCUGCUAUUUCGACAUCGAGUGGUGCGACAAGCGCAUCACCCUGAAAGCCGCCAACGGCAAGUACGUGACGGCCAAGAAAAACGGGCAGCUGGCGGCCUCCAUGGAGACAGCGGGCGAGACGGAGCACUUCGUGAUGAAGCUGAUCAACAGGCCCAUCAUCGUCCUGCGUGGCGAGCACGGCUUCAUCGGCUGCCGGAAGGUGACCGGCACCCUGGACUCCAACCGCUCCUCCUACGACGUCUUCCAGCUGGAGUUCAACGAUGGAGCCUACAACAUCAAAGAUGCCACCGGGAAGUACUGGAUGGUGGGGAGCGAGUCGUCCGUCACCAGCAGCAGCGACACGCCCGUGGACUUCUUUUUUGAGUUCUGCGACUAUAACAAAGUGGCCAUCAAAAUCAAUGGCAAAUACCUGAAGGGCGACCAUGCCGGGGUCCUCAAGGCAUCCGCCGACGCCAUUGACGCCUCCACCCUCUGGGAAUAUUAAUGCACUUUAGCGUACCUCCCAUUGCCAACUUUCCUUUCCCCUGUCUUUUUUUCUUUUUCUUUUUUUUUCUUUUUUGGUUCAGUUUUGUUUUGUUUUGAAUUUCUCCUCUCUGUAAAAGGAUUUUCAGACUGGCUUGCCCUCCCCUCCCGCCGUAGAGCCCAGCGCCUUGUGUCGGAGGUGGGUCCCCCCCCUUCAUCCCCGUGAGAACUGGAUAAGUCACCCGGCAGCGCGCGGUGCUGCCGCCUGCACCUGGAGGGCUGCCGAGGACCCUUCCUUGCCCCGGCCUCGCUCAGCUCGGAGGCUGCCGUACCCCGUCCCGGCCCCGAGCAUCACCUCAGUAGUUUACUUUCCUCUCUGCAAC